Scatophagus argus is the source of this 4184-nucleotide messenger RNA. RefSeq names its product zinc finger and BTB domain containing 11 (gene zbtb11). Gene Ontology annotation, biological process: regulation of cytokine production; regulation of immune system process; negative regulation of transcription by RNA polymerase II. Bases 240 to 3773 code for a protein of 1177 amino acids. The transcript has 10 exons. Gene Ontology annotation, molecular function: protein binding; DNA binding. The record is from RefSeq and is a predicted model, not a curated record. Lineage: Eukaryota; Metazoa; Chordata; Actinopteri; Scatophagidae.
UACGCAAAUUCCGGUUGUGCAGCAGCCAUUUUGUCUGUUCGGGCAAGUCUACCCUGACGGUUUCGAACUGCAGUUCCACCUUAAGAAACAAUUUAAAAUGUUGUUGUGGCGUUUGAAUUUUCCCUUAUCUGCUAUCUGAGCACCGUAUAAAAUUUGUAUCGCCAUUUUACAGGCCGAAGAGCCUACUCUUUUCGAGAUCAAUCCAUAAUUUGGCGUGGAAACCCCGGGUUAGCUGAGACAUGUCGUGUGAAGAAAGCUACUUGGCUAUCAUACGCUAUCUGACUGAUGAACGGGAGCCGUACGCGCCGGGGACGCCUGGCAAUACCAAACGAAAAAUACGCAAAGCGGCUGCCUGCUACGUUGUGCGAAACGGGACUUUGUUUUAUCAGCGUCGACUGAAGGGUCAAAAUGAUUUUACAGAGCUGGAGGUGGUGCUACAGGACAGCCGGAGGAAGGAACUUAUCAACGAGGCGCACAUUAUUGCUGAAGGAGGGGAGCACCUCAAUCAACAACUCACCUGGGAGACCAUCUCCCAGAAGUACUGGUGGAGAGGUAUCCUGAAACAAGUCAAAGACCACAUCAGGGAGUGUGCUCAUUGUCAGAGCAGGCGAGGUGCUGAUGACGGCUCUGGGACUCGGUUGUUCUCCAGACCAGGGAGACGUAGAGCGGCUGCCAGUGUGAAUGAUGAGGAGGAUGAGGAAGAGGAUGAAGAAGAGGCGGAUGAUGGUUUAUUCCUACCUGACUCGUCUUGUCAGCUGAAAUCCAAGUUGGCCAAGACGAUGGCCAAGCAUGAACUGGUCUUUGUGGACAGUAAAGGCGAGGUAAAUCAGUUCCUCCCUAAGCACAGCCAGACCAUGUUGGACAAACUUAACCACCAGCGCCUCAGCAAUCAGUUCUGUGACAUCACUCUGCUGAUCGAAGGGGAGGAGUACCGUGCACACAAGGCUGUGCUGGCGGCAUGCAGCGAAUACUUCCACGAGCUUUUUAUUGAGAAAGGAGCUGUAUCCACACAUGAAGCUGUGGUCAACCUCUCUGGUUUCACCAAAGCCAGCUUCCUCCCGCUGCUGGAUUUUGCUUACACUUCUCUGCUUACCUUUAAUUUCUGCGUAAUGGCAGACAUCGCCAACCUAGCUCGCCAUCUGCUGAUGACGGAGGUGCUGCAGAUAUGCGAGUCUGUGCAUAAGCAGGUGGAGGAGCAGAAGCUGACGGUGUAUCAAAAAGGAGAUGUGCACACGGUGGUGUCGAGCCAAUCGGCUUCUCAGGAGGGCUCAAAUGACGAGUCUGGUGCCUACGUGGUCACCAUACAGGGUGAUGCCAGGGCGGUGGUCACCCACAGUGGUGUUGCUGUAACAGGCGAGCCCAUAGCUUAUGUGGCAGCUCCGGAAGAGGCCUAUAUCCAUCAGCCCAUGACUGUUGUCACUGAAGCUGUAGAGGGAGACAAAGAGCAUCAUGGUGAGGCUGGUCCAAACGAAACUGUGACUCUGAUCACCCACAGCGGAGAGGCUGAGCCAGGAGAGACUGUCACUCUUAUCUCAGGCAGUGCAGAGGGAGUGGAGGGGGAGACGAUGACCGUAGUCACCCACAGUGGACAGGCUGGAGCCAGUGAGUCUCUUGCCGUGGUAUCGGCCUGCCUUGCGAUGGAGCAGCCACAGGUCGCAGAAGCAGGAGCCUUUGUCAUAAAUGUGGACCCUAACAAAGUGAGCCCUUCAGACGUCAUCAAACUGACAUCAGUAGCAGCCUCCGAAGCCGCGACGCCUCCUCAGGAGAUGGCAGAAUCAGCACCCGCGCCCCAGAAACGCAAACGAGGGCGUCCAGCUAAGGUGAAGAAGGAUGUGGAGGUGGAGGAGUAUGUGCCGCCGGAGGAGGAAGAUCCCUCUGCCGAUGAAAGCCAUGGCGACAAACAGGAUAUGACGUCAGAUGACCCCAACAAAAGGCGACUCAGGCAGCGUGCUAUUGCUCAGGGCGGUUAUGUACGUUUGCAUAUGGGACUGGAGGAUGAAGAGGAGGGGAAGAAAGGUUCGACCCCGCCACGGGUUGCCGCCCCUAAGGUGUGUCUGAAGCCAGGUAAGAGGGGAAGACCACCAAAGCAGCCAGUGGAGACUCAAAGUGAAGGACAGGCUGUGUCUGAGCCUAGGGCAGAUCCAGAGGCAAGCGCAGAGGAGGGCGUGGCAGCAGCAGAGCUUAGCGCAGAUGAUGCCGGGAUGAAGGCGUCCGAGCCAGAGACCGGAACCAAACGGGAUCAAGCCCCAGCAGAGAGUGCUGUUGAUGGAGAGCACACAUGCUCUGAGUGCGGCAUGUCUUUCCAAAGGCGAUACUCUCUCAUUAUGCACACACUAAAACACGAGAAAGCUCGUGGAUACAAGUGCAGCCUGUGUAGUAAAGAAUUUCAGUACGCCGCCUCCCUCCGUGCCCACCUGGCCCGACACAAGCAGCAGAGCAGCCAGCGAGCACCCAUCGCCAAACCCUCAACAGAACAGAGCUCAGAGGGCAAGGUGGACAACGAUUUGGAGGACAAGACUUUAUCGCCGCACACCAAAAGAGAAUUUGUGUGCGACAUCUGCGGGAAGACCUUACCGAAGCUGUACUCUCUGAGGAUCCACAUGCUGAAUCACACAGGUGUGCGGCCUCACUCCUGCAAGGUCUGUGGCAAGACGUUCGCCCACAAACACAGCCUGAAGAUGCACAGGGCGCUGCACGACGUCACCAAACAGUUCCAGUGUGAAUACUGUAAGAAGUGUUUUGUUAGCAAGCGCAGCAUGGAGGAGCACACCAGUAUUCAUACAGGUGAAUCAAAGUACCUAUGCAACACAUGUGGAGCAACUUUCCACCGAGCCUCAGCUUUGAGCAAGCACCUGAAGAAGCACCAGCCCAAACCUGACAUCCGUCCAUUUGCCUGUUCUCACUGUGAUAAGAGGUUCUAUGAAGCUAAAGAUCUCCAGCAGCACAUGAAUAAGCACAUGGGCCUGAAGCCAUUCCAGUGCCAGGUGUGUGGGAAGUGCUACAGCUGGAAGAAGGACUGGUACUCCCACGUCAAGUCCCACAGUGUGGCGGAGCCGUUUAAGUGCAACGUGUGUGGGAAGGAGUUCUUUGAGAAGGCUCUGUUUAGGAGACACGUGAAGAAAGCCACGCACGGGAAGAAGGGCAGAGUGAAGCAGAACCUGGAGAGGGAAUGUGAGCACUGUGGAAGAAAGUUCACUCAGCUGCGGGAGUACAGACGCCACAUCAACAACCACCAGGGAGUGAAGCCAUUUGAGUGUCUGACUUGUGGCGUUGCCUGGGCCGAUGCCCGUUCUCUCAAGCGUCACGUCCGCACGCACACGGGAGAACGACCGUACGUAUGCCCCAUGUGCCAGGAGGCCCACAUCGACGCACGCACUCUGCGUAAACACAUGGCCAAGUUCCACGGGGACAAUCUGCCGGGGAAGAUCAUGCUGGAGAAGGACACCCUCCAGUUCCACAACCAGGGCACCCAGGUGGAGCACGCUGUCAGCAUCCUUGCGUCUGAGCUGCCCCCUGAGCUCCGGCCGGCCCAGGAGCAGACCUCGGAGGAGAUCGAGACGGUGUUGAUCACAGAGGAGACGGUGGAGGCGGUGGAGGCCGUACAGGCUGCGGGCGGCGACGGCUCAGUGGCAACGCUCUCAGACCAGGGCAUCAUGCAGGUCGUGAACUACGUCCUGGCCCAGCAGGCGCUCACGGGCAACAAGCUGGAGGAAGCGCCUGAGGUAAUUCAGACCAUGGAGGUGGAGGUCGCUCACGUUGCCGAGGUCGAGUGACUUUGUGCCAGACGCCAGUAAUUCCCACACAGACUGAUCAGAGUUUCUCACAGUCUGUAUAAAAUGUAACACAGUGUAAAAAGAUGACUAUUUUAUUUGUGAAUGUAAAUACCGUACAAGUGAACGAUGAGCGAAGUAUUUGCUGUUUACUCAGCCCGGAACCAUGUUGGUAGAGAUAGAUAUACAGUGAGAUUGAAUGAGGACUUACAGAUCUAUUCGCGUUGACACUCAGGAGAAACGAAGCAGUGCCGUCACUGGUUUUGGCUAAAUGUGUUUCAUCUUGUCGUGGCUCCGUCUUAUUGCUUUUGUUGGCGACAGAGAAAAACUAGACUUAGACUCCACUCUAGCAGAGUUCUUUACUCCCCCUGCUGUCAGCUUGAAGGAUGCGCGAAUAAAUAAUGUCUACAUUUA